Messenger RNA from Acanthamoeba castellanii str. Neff, 849 nucleotides. Its product is annotated as leucine rich repeat domain containing protein. NCBI's taxonomy places the organism in Eukaryota, Discosea, Longamoebia, Acanthamoebidae. Bases 1 to 849 code for a protein of 282 amino acids. The transcript is spliced from 2 exons. Gene Ontology annotation, molecular function: protein binding. The record is from RefSeq and is a predicted model, not a curated record.
AUGCAUCAACACAGUUCUGUCUUCUUCUUCGUGUUCGCGGUGGCGGCUGGCCUGAUAUUGGUCGGCGCCCAGGCACGCGUGGUCGACGCGCAGGCCGAUUCGCAGGUGCAGGCCCUCUACGACCUGUACCAGUCGACCGGCGGCCCCAACUGGAUCAACAACACCGGCUGGGCCUCGCAGAACGACGACCCCUGCGGCCGCAAGGCCGGCAACCGCCCCUGGUAUGGAGUGACGUGCGCGGGCGGGUAUGUGAUCAAGCUGAAGCUCGACCGCAACGGCCUGGGCGGCGUGCUGCCGGCCUCGAUCAGCAACGUGCCCUACAUCGAGGGCCUCCACUUCCGCGGCAACAUGCUCAUCGGCGGCAUCCCGCGCUCGCUGGGCGACAUCCAGUCCCUGCGCACCCUGGAUCUGGCCUACAACCACCUGGGCGGCGGCAUCCCCCCGCUGGGCACCAACUCGACGAGCCUGGCCUACCUCUACCUGGGCAACAACCAGCUGGGCGGCACCAUUCCGGCCUCGUUCCAGUACCUGACGGGCCUGGCCGAGCUCGACCUGGCCAGCAACCGGCUCACCGGCCCGGUGCCCGACUGGCUCGCGUCGCUGUCGCUCACCUCGCUCUGGGUGGCCUACAACUCGCUGAGCGGCCAGUUCCCGCUCAAGGUGUGCCAGUCGCUCAUCCUGUGCUCGGCGGCGUUCAACUCGCGGCUCAUGUGCCCGUCGAUGAGCUGCACCUGCGGCGCCAUGCAGUCGUGCAACUGCAACAACAUGUGCCAGACGUCGAACGACUGCACGGGCCUCUGCACCCGAUGCGUCGGCGCCUCGCCCAUCAUGAACGGCUACUGCCAGUGA